AUGAGUCAUCAUCAGCCGCUGGUGAAAUACGAACCGUUCGGGGCGGAGGUACCCUUAUCGGAACCGUCUUGGUGUGCGUGCUUUACUUUUCUUUCUCGUUGUUAUUCUUUUUCGUCUCGUUAUUGUAUCGGUAGUAUUCUCUGUUACUUCUUUCUGCGCGAUGUGUGUUUAUGCUCUCGAUUGGAGAUUUUUACCGAAUUGAUUCCGUUACGCAAACACAUCAUUACGCGUUUACAUUACGCAUCGCUCUGUUUGAUUCGUACGAUUCGCGCUGACACCACGUCCUCCUCUCUUCUUUGCCAUCAUAAACAACCUGAAAACAAUCACCCAAACAAAACAGACCAAAAUUUGCACUCGCCGUUCUACAACCAAUCGCACGUUGAAUGGCGCGCGAAAAUACGCUCGUUUUUCGAGAACGAGGUGGAACCAAUCGUGGAUGAUUGGGACAAACAAGCGGCAUUGAACAACCACGCGAAAUGUAAGGAGUACAUUCAGUUGAUGUACCGGAAAUCCGCCGAGUAUGGGAUUUUAGCAGGGGUGGUUGGCGCGCCGUGGCCGUCGAAAUAUACGGACGCGCCAGCGCCGGCGAAUUACGAUUACUUUCACGAGUUGAUUAACGUGGACGAAGGGACGAGGUGUGGGGGUGGCAUCGCGUGGGCGCUCAUGGGUGGGUUAGGGAUUGGUUUACCGCCUUUGAUUAACUUUGGGAUGCCGAUGGACCAAGGUAAGUGCGAUCGAGUCAUUCGAGAGUGUUUAAACGGGACGAAGAUUAUUUGUUUGUGCAUCACCGAGCCGGGGGCUGGGUCGGACGUCUCGAAUUUGGCCUGCACCGCGAAAGACUCGGGCGACGGGCACUUUAUCGUCGACGGGAAUAAGAAGUGGAUCACGAAUGGGAUCUACGCGGAUUAUUUUACCGUAGCGGUGAGAACCGGGGAUAAGAACUCGGCGCAUAAAGGUUUGUCGAUGAUUUUGGUGGAGAGAACUAUGCCCGGCGUAACGACGACGAAGAUGGAUUGCACGGGCGUUUGGCCUUCGGGGACGACGUAUAUUGAAUUCGAUAACGUGAAAGUGCCGAAAACAAACAUCAUCGGUCAAGUCGGUGGUGGAUUUAAACAAAUCAUGUAUAACUUCAACCACGAGAGGUGGUUGUUAGCCGCCCAAGCGUGUCGAAUGGCGAGGAUUUGCGUGGAAGAUUCGCUAUCGUUUGCUCGAUCGCGACGAACGUUUGGUAAGUUUUUAAUCGAACACCAAGUCAUUCAACACAAAAUUGGCGAGAUGGCCACGAAAGUUGAAUCAUUACACGCGUGGUUAGAGAACAUUACGUUCCAAAUGAACACGAUGAAAAAAUCGGAACAAAACGUAAAAUUAGGCGGGCACAUCGCCAUGCUCAAACUCGCCUCGUCGCGAACGGCGGAGUUUUGCGCCUCGAGCGCGAUGCAAGUCUUCGGCGGCGCUGGAUAUACGAGAGGUGGUAAAGGCGUCCGAGUCGAACGCAUAUACAGAGAAGUGAAAGCGUACGCGAUUCCUGGUGGAAGCGAGGAAAUCAUGUUGAACUUGGCGUCUGGACAAUUUAACUUUGUCACGCGAAGAGCGCCGGACGUUAAAGAUCAAUACAUCAAAAAAUUGACCAUGGAAUUGAAACAGUUGAAGUCGAGGUUAUGA
Messenger RNA from Bathycoccus prasinos, 1662 nucleotides. Its product is annotated as acyl-CoA dehydrogenase. Bases 1 to 1662 code for a protein of 553 amino acids. The transcript is spliced from 2 exons. The record is from RefSeq and is a predicted model, not a curated record. NCBI's taxonomy places the organism in Eukaryota, Viridiplantae, Chlorophyta, Mamiellophyceae, Mamiellales, Bathycoccaceae. Gene Ontology annotation, molecular function: flavin adenine dinucleotide binding; oxidoreductase activity, acting on the CH-CH group of donors.